CGGCCUCUACCGCGUCCUCCAUCUCGACUUUAAACCUCAAUAAUGGAUAUCCGCAUCGUGACGUCAUCGCUAUUGAUCGUCGCCCUGCUGAUGACGUCAUCGCUAACGUCAUCGGCUGCAGGAGAGCUUUUGAUUGGCCAAUCGCCGAGAACGUACACUGAUUACGACGCUUGGGCAGCUGACCUGAAACCGGGCUUCAAGAUCGUCCGGAAGAGGAAGGACGGCCAGUGGUGCUCGUGCAAGGUGCCCGCGGGGUCCUCCUCGUCCAGCUUCGGGCUCUGGGGCCACUCGGGCGAGAUCGGGACGGGCACCCUCCCCUCGCACGAGCCCGAAGACUCCUCGCUGUUCAUCGGGAUCUUCAACUCGAAGGGAUCGCAGACGGGCCAGCAUAAUUUCCUAGGCUGAACAUUUCCCGCGGAUUUUUUCCGCUUUCCGAUCAGGAUGGCCAAAAUUCGGAUCUGAUGUAACAAAAUUUCUUUAAUUUCAUUGAUAUAAUUAAUAGCUUUUGGGUAUUCAGAAACAUUGAGAGCCUUUCAUAGGCAUGCAUUUUCUUAACCGAUUUUUCCUUUACUUUGAAUAGCAAGCAAACAUGAAAUGUUUCCUGACAACUUUAGACGUAAAAAAUUAUAGUAAUAAAUUCAAUACUGAAAGUGAAUCCUCAAGCCAAUUUAGUAAUUUUGAAAUGAAAAUAAAAGUCUGGAAUACCAGUAUUGUAUACUUUCCUCUCGUACCAGGAAAUCAUUCAGGUGUGAUCAACUGCGCAUCUAAUACAGGAAGGUAAAUUCCCUCCUUGUGUUCACUUGUCAGGGAACGCGCAACGUAUAGGCGGCACCUCGCCCUGAGUGAAGGCUCCUUUUCAAACACCAUGAUUAGAUUUUAAUGCGCCUUGAUCUGUAAAGAAAUAAAUACAAUCUGAAAAUGUGACCCACCAUGUAUCCCUAUACAUUUUCAUCCAUCUCUCACAAACCGAGAAAAAAUUAUGAUACCUACUUGACAAAUGAGCAAGUAAUUAAAGUUAUUCGAAGAGAAUUAAGCGCGGUUAAUGGAAGAAACUGCCACCGAGA
This is a messenger RNA of Penaeus vannamei (Pacific white shrimp), 1064 nucleotides long. RefSeq lists its product as uncharacterized. Lineage: Eukaryota; Metazoa; Arthropoda; Malacostraca; Decapoda; Penaeidae. The record is from RefSeq and is a predicted model, not a curated record.